CCUUUUUCCCUUAACUCCCACCCCUUCCUAAUAGAAAUGGCCACUGAGCAGAACAAGUUCGUCAUCGACUUCCUUAUGGGUGGUGUCUCCGCCGCCGUCUCCAAGACUGCUGCUGCCCCCAUCGAGCGUAUCAAGCUUUUGAUCCAGAACCAGGACGAAAUGAUCAAGCAGGGUCGUCUCGCUUCUCCCUACAAGGGUAUUGCUGACUGCUUCAGCCGUACCGUCAAGGAUGAAGGUCUCAUCUCCAUGUGGAGAGGUAACACCGCCAACGUCAUCCGUUACUUCCCUACCCAGGCUUUGAACUUUGCCUUCAAGGAUAAGUUCAAGCGUAUGUUCAACAAGGACAAGAAGAAGGAUGGUUACUGGGCCUGGUUCGCCGGUAACUUGGCUUCCGGUGGUGCUGCUGGUGCCUGUUCGUUGUUCUUUGUCUACUCUCUUGACUAUGCUCGUACUCGUCUUGCCAACGAUGCCAAGUCCGCCAAGAAGGGUGGUGAGCGCCAGUUCAACGGUCUUCUCGAUGUCUACCGCAAGACCUUGAAGUCCGAUGGUAUCGCCGGUCUCUACCGUGGUUUCAACAUCUCUUGUGUUGGUAUCAUUGUCUACCGUGGUCUUUACUUCGGUAUGUACGAUUCCAUCAAGCCCAUCAUGCCUACCAACCUCCAGAACUCUUUCUUGGCUUCCUUCUUGCUUGGUUGGGCUGUUACCACUGGUGCUGGUCUUGCUUCUUACCCCAUUGAUACCGUCCGUAGACGUAUGAUGAUGACUUCCGGUGCUGCCGUCAAGUACGACUCUUCCCUCCACGCUUUCAAGGAAAUCGUUGCCAAGGAAGGUACCAAGUCUCUCUUCAAGGGUGCCGGUGCUAACAUUCUCCGUGCCAUUGCUGGUGCUGGUGUCUUGUCCGGUUACGAUCAGCUCCAGGUCAUCAUGUUCGGCAAGAAGUUCUAAGCUGGAUCUGGUCUAAUCGAUAACAAAAACAAUGCAUCAAACAUCAAUAUAAUGUUACUUCAUAAGCACUCUUAGAGGCGCACGUCUCUUUUUGCUUUUGCAAGUACUUGUUAUUUGGAGUAACUAAAAAAAGAGAAAUUCUAUUUUUUCUUUUGUAUCAAUAAAUAAACAAACCAAAAAGUGCGCCAUUCA
Radiomyces spectabilis is the source of this 1137-nucleotide messenger RNA. RefSeq names its product mitochondrial carrier domain-containing protein. Gene Ontology annotation, molecular function: ATP:ADP antiporter activity. The coding region runs from base 37 to 945 and encodes 302 amino acids. The transcript has 3 exons. The record is from RefSeq and is a predicted model, not a curated record. Gene Ontology annotation, biological process: mitochondrial ADP transmembrane transport; mitochondrial ATP transmembrane transport. NCBI's taxonomy places the organism in Eukaryota, Fungi, Mucoromycota, Mucoromycetes, Mucorales, Radiomycetaceae. Gene Ontology annotation, cellular component: mitochondrial inner membrane.